GGCCGCCUGUUUCUUUCCGGGGAUCGAUUUCACUUCCCUCCCGUCUCCAGUACGCCGGAGCCACCGCGGAGCCCCGUUGAUGCCCUCCGGCAAUAGGAAAGUCCGUUAUCCGGAGGAAGUCCCCCCUACUCCAGCCGCUGAUCUAUUUUACUGUAUUUAUUCGUGAUUCAGUCAGGUUGGUUGAAGUUCCAGGCAUAAAAAAUGAGCAUGGCAGUGACAUUUGGAUUUUCUAAUUCGUCAUCACAUGAAAGCUGUCAAAGUUAUAUUCUCUUAUAUUCUGAAACUUCACUUUCUAAUGGGAUGUGGGCAUUCCUUUAUUUUAUUGCUCUUGCAUACUGUUUCAUUGGGUUGUCGUCUAUUACUGCUCGAUUUUUCCGAUCAAUGGAGAACAUUGUUAAGCAUUCACGGAAGAUUGUGGAAAUAGAUCCUUCAACAGGCAAAGAGUUGGUUAAGUACGAUAAAGUUUGGAAUUACACAAUCGCAGAUAUCACCUUACUGGCAUUUGGGACAAGCUUUCCACAGAUCUCUCUAGCUACAAUUGAUGCCAUCCAAAACAUAGGUCAGCUCACUGCUGGAGGUUUAGGGCCAGGCACCCUUGUAGGUUCUGCCGCAUUUGAUUUGUUCCCGAUACAUGCAGUUUGUGUAGUUGUCCCAAAAGCAGGUACUUUGAAAAAGAUAUCGGACUUAGGAGUUUGGCUAGUCGAGUUGUUCUGGUCAUUUUGGGCGUAUGUUUGGCUCUUCAUAAUCUUACAGGUCUGGACACCAAACAUGGUCACCCUUUCUGAGGCCUUCUUAACAGUCUUGCAAUUUGGGUUGCUGCUGGUUCAUGCAUAUGCUCAAGACAAACAAUGGCCAUAUUUGUCAAUUCCUCUGGGAAGAAGCGAGAGGCCAGAAGAAUGGGUUCCAGAAAAUGAGAAUGUGUUCAGCGAUGAGUCCAAUAAUGACGGCAAUGAGAUAAUUCAGGUCAGUGAAUCACAAGACAAUGGUGUUGUAGAUAUAUUCAACAUUCACGCAUCUCAGGCCACCUCAGAUUUGGAGUACAAAAGCAUUCCAGAUAAGGAUAUGGGAGAAUCAACAGAUGUACUGUAUUAUAGAAACGUAAUUGACAACAAAGAGAAUGUCUUCUCAGUUUGGGGCCAACAAUUUCUUGAUGCACUAAUGUUCACUACCACUGAAUCUAAGAAGACGGCGGAUACCUUUUACUUGCGGGCUACAAUGAUUCUUUGGAAAUUAACCCUAAUGCCUUGGAAAUUAUUAUUUGCUUUUGUGCCACCAUAUAAAAUUGCUCAUGGAUGGGUAGCAUUCAUUGGAUCUCUCAUUUUCAUAAGUGGGAUAGCCUACGUGGUUACCAAGCUCACAGAAGGCAUAAGCUGUGUGACAGGAAUAAAUCCUUAUGUCAUAGCUUUUACUGCACUAGCUGGUGGAACCUCAUGGCCUGAUUUAGUCGCAAGCAAGAUUGCCGCUGAACGCCAAGUAACAGCAGAUUCUGCCAUUGCUAACAUCACUUGCAGCAAUUCAGUGAACAUAUAUGUCGGCAUUGGCAUUCCUUGGCUGAUAAACACAACUUACAACUUCUUCGCCUACCAAGAACCACUCUACAUCCAGAACGCAGCCGGGCUAAGCUUCUCUCUUUUGGUGUUCUUUGUGACCUCAGCUUGUUGCAUUGCUGUUCUUGUUCUUCGGCGCCUCGUCUUCGGAGCCGAACUCGGUGGGCCGAAGUUGUGGGCUUGGUCGACGUCGGCAUUCUUCAUUUCCUUGUGGCUCAUUUUCGUUGUUCUAUCGUCGCUUAAAGUGUCAGGAAAAAUAUAAUUCACAAGAUGCUCCAUGCACCAGUGGCCAACCUCUCAAAAGUCACUUUGCUUAUAUUGGUUUGGAUCCAAAGGCAGUCAUCUAAGGUGUUGGUGUCUUGGAGGGUUGACACAAUAUUUCAGAGGUUGGUUUUCUUCCAACAUUUCUUUACGGAAGCACAAAGGAAUAGUGCAUGAAAACCACACUGCAGGCAUGCAUGAUUCCAUGUCAUAUGACGUUAUUUCAAGUUAGUUGACGCGGAUAUAAUAUCAUUCGAUAGGCGUCAUCAAAAUUUUUUUGGAUUUUAGGAGGUACGUUUAGGUUCCAUAUGAACCUCAACCAAGCUCCUAAUGAAUAAUUUGAUUGGUUUUCUGAUAAUGAUAGUAUAUUACAUGUUGCCUUAUA
Messenger RNA from Zingiber officinale, 2193 nucleotides. RefSeq names its product magnesium/proton exchanger-like. The record is from RefSeq and is a predicted model, not a curated record. Gene Ontology annotation, cellular component: membrane. Gene Ontology annotation, biological process: metal ion transport; transmembrane transport. Lineage: Eukaryota; Viridiplantae; Streptophyta; Magnoliopsida; Zingiberales; Zingiberaceae. Bases 202 to 1809 code for a protein of 535 amino acids. The transcript has 10 exons.